AUGGGCUUUAACGUUCUGGCCGCACUGGCCCUCGCCUCUUAUUUCAUCUCUGUUCAAGCCCAGUCAUUCUGGGAGGAGGGGCAAGUCAACACCACGCUAUGCUACUGGCAACAGCCAAGAGCUGCCAUUAUCCGAGACACUAUCUACAUGGAUGGUGGGAGGACAUGGUGGAUUCCAGGUAUGGCUGAUGGGUCUCUCGGGUCUUUGAUCCCCGAUGACAACCCGUAUGGUCGUAUCUUCACCCUUAAUCUUAGCACUCCCUUCGAAACCAAAGACAAUGUUACCGCAAAAUUCAGGAUCAAGACUAAAGCCCCGCCCGGAAGUGUAGUCAACAACAACGACCCAAACUACAUUGAUGGCGCCUUGUUGGCAAAUGACGCUGAAUGGUUCGCCUAUGGUGGCCUUCUCCGGAAAACCGCCGCCUUCAACACGGAGCCCGCAAAAGACCUAGUUUCUGGCUACAGGCAGUAUCAGUACGGCACAGAAAAGCCAGGAUUUGCCCCAGGCCUUUUCAAAAGCAGUCUGGAGACUGAUAGCACGAACGUCACUCGCUACAUUGCUUUUGGAGGUGCGGCAAGUGCGCCAUCUGAGAAUCUGGCGUGGUACUUUUCGGGAGUCCAAACAGAAUCGAAAGGCCCCAUCUACACCUCAUCAGCCAACCGCUCAACAUCACCUACUCGGAUAGUCGAUUCUUUGAUUACGUUGGACAUGAAGGAGCAACAGGACGAAAAGUGGAAGAACAGCACGCUUCCCCCCGGAAUCUCUGGUCGAGCGAACCCUGAGUUGGUCUGGGUUCCCGUUGGUGCCAAGGGCAUUCUCGUCGUUCUCGGGGGCGUCAUUUUCCCUGAUUUUAUAAGUUCUGGGACCUCGGAUAACGAGACCGAAAGCAAGGCAAUAAGUCCCAAAUUCAUGACUACAAUCGAUGUAUACGAUGUUGCGAACGACCGAUGGUACAGCCAGCCGACGACAGGCGACAACCCUGGACAACUCACUCGCGGCUGUGCCGUGGUAGCACCUGCUGAAGAUCAAUCAAGCUUCAACAUCUAUUAUUACGGCGGCUACAAGGGACUCAAGGAGACCGAUGACUUUAAUGACGAUGUCUGGGUGCUUUCCGUGCCAUCUUUUACCUGGACGAAGAUCACGUCGAGCACGUCCAACGGCCGGGCUGGACACAAGUGUUUCAUGCCUUAUCCUGAUCAGAUGUUUGUUAUGGGGGGGUAUACAAGUACGCCCGAAGAUCGGCCUCCAGAUUGUGUCACUGAGCUUGUUCGAGUGUUCAACUUGACAUCCGGAACCUGGCUAUCUGGAUACGACCCUGCUAAGCACUGGUCCUAUGGUGUUCCUGGGGCCAUCCAAAAGAAGAUCGGUGGUUCUGCUACAGGUGGUGCAACCGCACGCGCGCCGAGCAAUGGCUGGGCUGCGGCAGAUCUGGGAAAAGUCUUUGACACCAAGUAUCCGACCAAGAUCGCGACAUGGUACCCGUAUGUGUCUGAAGCGCCAGUAAACAACACUAAUCCGACGUCUCCUGGCAGUGGUGAUUCCCAUGAGAAAAGAUCAGGGGGUGUACCAUCCUGGCUCCCUCCCGUGCUUGGUGUGGUGCUAGGGCUGAUGCUCUUGACUAUAAUCGUUGUCCUGGUCCUCCUCUGGAGGCGCCGCAGGUUAUUGAGGGCUGGCACCAGUGUACCCGAAACUGAAGACACAAAUGGCUACCGAAUUAUGUCCUGGAUGCGCGGUCAGCAGCAACACGCCACUGAAAAGGCCCCUACCGUCACGACCUCGGAUGAACUCAGCACGAUCCCUCAUAGCCCCAGUCCUAUGCAAGAUCUGGAAAGCACAGGAUCACCUAUGCCGCCGCCCUCAAUUGCCGAAGCUAUGGACACACAGAUUACGCCGCCGCCAGCCCCAGUGGAGUUGAUGGAUACCUCGCCUCCCGCCGAACUCCACGACACUAGCUUGAGUCACAUUGAUGUCUUGAAUCGCCAUUCGAGCGUCGGUCGAAUCAACACAGCCGGAAAUGGCUCUCUCAACAACCCGUCAUAUUACACGGGAGGGACACAGCAGAUGGACCACGCGAGCAACCACACCCGCUCGUCCAUGGGUGUUGCCUCUUCUCUGCCGCCGCAUAUGCAAGGCGUCGAUGGUGCCCCAACCAACUUCCGUCCCGACUCGGAGCUGAUGGGCAGUGUUCCAUCCGGGGCUGCGUCCGCUAACAGAGACAUGCCUUCACCCACGGUUUCACCAACCACCACAACAGCGACCCGCGGCUUUGCCCUCUCGGACGUCUCCAAUGUCAGCGAGCGCGAUAAGACACACCUCCGACAGAUCAGCGACGCAACCGUGAGCUCCAUGACCUCGGGACAAACGUCUCUCAACAACGGACAGCAACCAUCCAACGUCAAGAGCAACCACCGCUUCAGCAACGGCCCAGCCCCCAGCUCCGUCCCUGAGGAACAUGUGAUCGAUCAGCAGGGCGUGCAACAGGCGCCUGACCACCUCCCUACCCCCCAGUCCGCAACUUCCGCUAUGGGCGGAUCGCUGUCACUGGGAUCGCCGCAGCCGAUAUCGCCGCCUACGGCAGGGUUAACGGAGGGGAGCGAGGAUUACAUGAGCGUUAGGCCACAGCCACCGUCAACGGCAGCUAUUGGCUCAGGGGUCGCUGGAGGUGCUGGGGCGACAAGUAGUCCGAGACGGAGCAUGUUCACGGAGAGCAAGGAAGAUAUGAAUGGGACUGGCCCGGGAGGUGCUGGCAGGUAG
This is a messenger RNA of Neurospora hispaniola, 2754 nucleotides long. RefSeq lists its product as uncharacterized. Lineage: Eukaryota; Fungi; Ascomycota; Sordariomycetes; Sordariales; Sordariaceae. The coding region runs from base 1 to 2754 and encodes 917 amino acids. Gene Ontology annotation, molecular function: protein binding. The transcript is spliced from 5 exons. The record is from RefSeq and is a predicted model, not a curated record.